CCCGCCCCGAGUCCCGGCCGAAGGAGCCCCCCUGCCGCCUGGCGUCUUGGGCCGGGCGACAGAAGAGCGCAGGCCGGGCAGCCGGCCCUUCCCCUUCGCUGCCGCCCGAAGGUUCCCCGAGGAGACGCCGACCGGGGCUCCCACGGCGGCUUUCCUGCCCCGGCCCUCCGCGCGCCUCCGUUCGGGCCCUGGCUGGCGCUGGUUCCUUACCGGACAGAGCGUGGGCGCUCCCCGCCUGCCUUGCCUCGGGCCCUCGGAGGCACAGAGGCCUGGGCCUCGCGGGGGUCACGCCGGACUGCCAUAGGGCCCGGCUUGGAGCCAGAGGCGAGGCCCAUCGCGAAGCGGGCGGCCUCGUGCGCCGCAAUCGCCCAGGGCAUCGACUCGGAGACGCUGGGAACGUGCAAGGACUUGUCUGUUGGAAGCGGGUUUAGGCUUCUCUUCAGGGGGCAGAGCAGGCAGGCUACGACGAUGGCAGUGAUGAAGACCUGGCAGAGGAGCUGAUGGACGGAGGGGAUGAGCCCCGGGCUUGGACCCUGCAGGAAAAGACUCUGCACGAAGCACGGCUGAAGGCAAAGGCAAAGCGGCGACUGCGGCGCACAUCCUCUCGCGAUUCCAACCGCGAAUCCCUCUCGGAAGCAGGGGAGCCGAACCCCGACCCCAGCAGCCCCAAGGGGAAAAGCCAUGACCGCAAAUCCCGCAUGGGCAAGGGCCGCGGACUGCCCAAAAAAGGUGGCGCAGGAGGCAAAGGCGUCUGGGGAGCACCUGGCGUGGUCUAUAGCUACCAGGAGCCCGAUGCCCGGGAUCCCAACUAUGACGAGGCAGUGCAGGGGGACACUGUCUAUGCCACUGUGGUGCCUGAGCUGGAGGAAGAGGAGCUGGAGAAGAAGGUGCAGCCGAUGGUGAUGGAGUACUUUGAGCAUGGGGACACUCUGGAAGUUGUGGAGCUGCUUCGGGAAUUGAACUUGGGUGGGCACAAAGCAGCCGUGCCCUCCCUGGCCGUGGCACUGUCCCUGGAAGGCAAGGCCAGCCAUCGGGAGCUGACGUCACGCCUGCUCUCUGACCUCGUGGGAAAGGUGAUGGGCCCCGAAGACAUCGCGGCUGCUUUCGACCGGAUGCUGAGUGACCUCCCUGACCUUAUCCUUGACACACCGGAGGCACCGCAGAUGCUGGGCCAGUUCAUCGCACGGGCUGUGGCUGACCACGCGCUGCCCCUUGACUUCCUCGAGCGCUACAAGAGGCGUGUCGACUGUGAGCAUGCUCGGACUGCCCUGGAUCGUGCUGCGGUCCUGCUGCGCAUCAAGCGAGAUGUCAACCGACUGGACAAUGUGUGGGGAGUGGGCGGUGGCCAGAGACCUGUCAAGCAUCUUAUCAAGGAGGUGAAAUGCAGGAUGAACCUCUUGCUCCGUGAGUACUUGCUUUCAGGGGAAGUGUCCGAGGCUGAGCACUGCCUGCGCCAGCUGGAGGUGCCACAUUUCCACCACGAGCUUGUCUACGAGGCUGUGGUGAUGGUGCUGGAGUCCUCAGGAGACACAGCAGUUGCCAUGAUGGUUAAGCUGCUGAAGGUGCUGUGGCAGACUGGCCUGGUGACGCUGGACCAGAUGAACCGGGGCUUCCAGCGGGUGUAUGAUGAGCUUGGAGACAUCAGCCUGGACGUGCCGCUGGCCCACUGCAUCCUGGAGCGACUGGUGGACCUCUGCUUUGAGGAGGGCGUCAUCACCAAGCAGCUGAGAGACAUCUGUCCUGCCCGGGGCCGGAAGCGCUUUGUCAGUGAGGGAGACGGUGGCCAAAUUAAGCACUAGCUGGAUGCUUUCAGCCCUGACCUCUGCCCCCAGCCCACCACGGAUGCCUCCAGCCCAGCCAGGCCUGUCCAUCUCAAAGAAGAGGCCAGGCGAAUAUGUUGAACACACCCCAAACCAGUGUACCGAGCAGACAGGGCCUGUCUGUCCCUGAAGGGAGCUGGGCUAAUCUUUUUUGUCAGACUGGGGAAGUGGGACAGGAGGGGGGUGCAGGAGGGGGGUUUGUUCUCAUGGUGGGCAACCCCAUCUGGAUCUUACUCCCUCUCUGCAGCCUUACUACCUGUUGCUCCACACACACACAUCUCAGGAAGCAAACGGUCUGGGCCCCAGACCAGUUAGGAUUGCAGCAGAUUUGGAUUGUUCCUGGCCCUACAGGGUUCCAAAGGGCUCAGACUUCUUUCAGCAGGUCCAACCCCUUGCUGUGUCCAGGAAUUUCCCCCCCUCCAAACCUGUCUGGUUUCAGCACUGGAGGGUAUUAAGCAAUAUUUAAUGUGCUUAAAUUAAUACUUCAGUAUGCUGACACCCCCUUCCGUCGUACAGAGGGUUCUAAGGGGUGGGGGUGGGGCUAGGAGGAGCAAGUUCCCGUGUUCAGACCUGCCCUUCCCCACUAACUGCUACUCUCUCCUUCCACCUGCCUGCCAUUGGGAGCAAAUGGACUUGAAAACCAUCUUGCCAACUGCUGGCUGCUGCAAGACAUUUUGGGGAAGGGAGGGGAUCCUAAAUCUUAGCUGAGGGGAGAGAAAACAGUCGCUGGGGUGAUUUGUGAGGGAAUUAGGCUGUGGUAUGUACUUGCUCUUUUAGGGUGAGACUGGGAGUAUCUCAGGGUUUUGGAAAUUAGCUCUCUGGGCAAAUCUAAUUGGUUUUAGCUAAAGCAGGUGGGUGGGGGAGGUGGGGAAAGCAGGAUCUUGUAAGCAAGGCUGGGAGAUCAGGAAGGAGAGUCCUGCUUAAAUAGCUGAUGUCCUUGCAGGCAAAGGUUGGGGGAAUGGGUGACUGCUGGAAAAUCUUAAAAUAAAGAUGUAUCCAAAGGA
Molecule: messenger RNA, 2824 nt
Organism: Rhineura floridana
Lineage: Eukaryota; Metazoa; Chordata; Lepidosauria; Squamata; Rhineuridae
Product: programmed cell death protein 4-like
Exons: 11
Coding region: 501-1799 (432 amino acids)
Biological process (GO): negative regulation of DNA-templated transcription
Cellular component (GO): nucleus; cytosol
Source: RefSeq, a predicted model, not a curated record